CAGGCAGUAAACACAAUUGUAACAAUUAGUUUUGCUAUUUGUACAGCAACCUCAACAUUUGUAUCAGAAUACAAAUACUACUGCGACGACGACGACGACGACUACGACUACUUAUAAUAAUAAUAAUAAUAAUAAUAAUAAUAAUAAUAAUAAUAAUAAUAAUAAUAAUAAUUCCCAGGGGAAAACAAUGUAUCAGCCGUAUGAGUUUUUCUUAACCCAAAAGAAGAGAGUUCCGGAACAAUUCUACUCCAAUACCUUCAGGAUAUUUAAUGAGAAAUUGCCAGAAAGCCUUGGACGUGAACGAUACAAUCACAAUUAUGUGUUUCGAAGGAACAGCUCAUUACUAGACCAUCAGAGUUCACCAAAUAUACACAACAUACCUCAGCCUUACUAUGCUAAAUGCAUCACAACUAAUGUCAGAAGCUUUAAUGAUCCAAUAUAUUACAUCGAAACAGAAAACCAGUGUAAUUGGUGGCAAAGUGCACCAAACAGCAAGUUGCAGCAUUCCCCACCUUAUAGCAGAGACAGCACCCAGAGAAGCGAUUUCACGUCCUUGCCGCAGACACAUAUUCUGAAUACAAGAUAUGGAGCAAACCCAAAUAAAUCUCCUGCUUCAGGAAUUGUUCCAACUGCAAGUCCAAAAUCAACACCAAAGGUUUUACUUGAGAAGAUGUCUUUCAUCCACCAAUAUGAUUCGAGGAAAUGGGAAAAUGAACCAAUUCGAGGAAGGCGUCAUGGAGCCUUUGUGUGGACAGAGAUAAGGCCAACAAGUGGGCUUAGGGCUCCCAGUGGAACAGAUGCAUUCCUGAGCACUGAAAGGUCACGUUCACUACCAGCACAGCAGAGAACAGAGAAAGGAAGUACAGGGGAAGGCAAGAUGACCUCACUUGAGCAUGUCUCACAAUAUCCCCCACAGAUGUUGGACUUUGGAACUCACUUAUUGAAAACAGACCUGAAGGACGCAGCCAAGGCCUAUCCCAAGAUUCCCGCCCAAGAUCCAGCUAAGCUGGGCGUUCCUCAGGCAGCUGGAGUGAACAGUGUUCCAGCUAAAGGGGAGGGCAUCCAUGCAGAUCCAAUCCCAACUUCUCUUGAACAGAAAUGCCAGGGCAGGUCCAAUAGUUCGCAUAGCAACGUUAGCACACCAAAACUACCCUCCUCCACUGCAAUAUGCAGUGCAUCUUCAGCUAAUUCACAAGUGGACACACUUGUUCCAACCAUCGACAAUAACGUCAGACUCCAGAUGGCACCAGUGGGCAGGCAGUUAAAUUGAACACUGAAACCCUUUGGUUUAACAGCAGCUGGCAACUUUGAUGUGAUCUAGGAAUGAUAUCCUAUGGGUCUGGGGGCUCUGUCACCUAGAAAAGAAUUUGAUGCAGUGGGAAUUCAUAAACCUAAAAAUAAAAGAUUUAAAAAAUACAUGUAUUCUCAUACAGUAUUUAUUCUCAUAUACCGUAUUUGUUUGUACUUCUGUUACUAUCUCACUCUGCUUAUUAUCAUACUUUUACAUUAAACUGAAUGCACCUCUUUCUUUUACAUGUAAGUUGUUGAGACCUUGGUUUUAAAUAUCGCUAUUUGCUUAAAUAAAGCGUAAGAUUGGACAAUUUACUGUAUUAAAAAGUUUUGACACCAUGUAGUAAUUGUUCCGUACAGUACAUGGGUUAUAUUGGUCUUUGUUGAUUUUCUGAAUUUACAGCUUGAUGUUUAUUAUGGCCAAUAUGUUGUACAUGUACAGUAUAAUAAAAUACGUAUUAUCAAAUAGUUUUUAAAUCAGUGCAUUAAUUAGCACAAUGUGUUGUUUGUGGAUUUUCACAUCAUUAAAGAGCUAUACUUGUUUGACACUUUUCCGUGUUUUAUUUCAAUGCGGACAGACAAUAG
This is a messenger RNA of Polyodon spathula (Mississippi paddlefish), 1875 nucleotides long. RefSeq lists its product as uncharacterized. The record is from RefSeq and is a predicted model, not a curated record. The coding region runs from base 188 to 1270 and encodes 360 amino acids. Lineage: Eukaryota; Metazoa; Chordata; Actinopteri; Acipenseriformes; Polyodontidae. The transcript is spliced from 5 exons.